CCCGACUCCGCCGUGCUCACUCCCGCGCUGUGUGUUUGGCCCGGCAGCCGCGUCUGGGCCCGGCACGUUCGCCCAUCGCAGCCUCUUCUCAGCACAGACAUGGCCUCGGGCGCUGCUACCACUGCGGUGAAGAUUGGAAUAAUUGGUGGAACAGGCCUGGAUGAUCCAGAAAUUUUAGAAGGAAGAACUGAAAAAUACGUGGAUACUCCAUUUGGAAAGCCAUCUGAUGCCUUAAUUUUGGGGAAGAUAAAAAAUGUUGAUUGUGUCCUCCUUGCAAGACAUGGGAGGCAGCACACCAUCAUGCCUUCAAAAGUCAACUACCAGGCGAACAUCUGGGCUCUGAAGGAGGAGGGCUGUACACAUGUCAUAGUGACAACGGCUUGCGGCUCCUUGAGGGAGGAGAUUCAGCCCGGUGACAUCGUUGUCAUCGAUCAGUUCAUUGACAGGACCACCAUGAGGCCCCAGACCUUCUAUGAUGGAUGUCAUUCCUGUACCAGAGGAGUAUGCCAUAUUCCAUUGGCUGAGCCGUUCUGCCCCAAAACAAGAGAGGUCCUCAUAGAGACUGCUAAGAAGCUAGGACUCCGAUGCCACUCAAAGGGGACUAUAGUCACAAUCGAGGGACCUCGGUUUAGUUCCCGGGCAGAAAGCUUCAUGUUCCGCACCURGGGGGCAGAUGUUAUCAAUAUGACCACAGUUCCAGAGGUGGUUCUUGCCAAGGAGGCUGGAAUUUGCUAUGCAGGCAUCGCCAUGGCAACAGAUUAUGAUUGCUGGAAGGAGCAUGAGGAAGCAGUUUCAGUAGACCGGGUUUUAAAGACCCUGAAAGAAAAUGCCAACAAAGCUAAAAGUUUACUCCUUACUGCCAUACCUCAGAUAGGAUCCAUGGAAUGGUCAGAAACCCUCCAUAACCUGAAGAAUAUGGCCCAGUUUUCUGUUUUAUUACCAAGACACUAAAAUCGUUUUUUAUUACUGCUCAGAAGAAAAGAAGACUUUCCAGUUAUUUUGGAUAUUUUGCUUACCUUGAGGGGAAAACAAAACAAAAACUUGGGAAAGACAUGCAGCUUAUGUGUCCUUGCCUGCAAAAGAAGAGCAGGUAGAAAGACAUYGCAAGUAUUGGAGACUCUGCCUUAAAGAUWGAGACUGUUUGAGAGCAAUGAGGAAAAGCARAUGGACAGGAAAUCUUACAUUUUGGGAAAACACCAAGAAGAGAGCAUUCUCACCUCACUUCCCUUAUUAACUUUGCAACAAUAAAGAUUUGAGGGUAAUACUCAUUUCCUACAUUGACAUGGAAUAUGGGGAAGAAAUGGGACUCUGGUUAUUUAUUAUAAAUUGGUACAAUCAUUUUGGAGGGCAGUUCGGCAAAAUGCAUSAGAAACCUUAGAAAUACUUAUGCACUUUGUUGGAAAGUCCUAGGAAUUUCUCCUUCAAAAAUUAUUGGAGAAUCAUACAAAAAAACUGUGUAUGAAGAGAGAUGYUUAAUAGUUACUGUUAAGAUAGCAAGUAUUCACAACAAUCUGGAUUUCCAACAACUGAAGGUCAUUUAUGGUUUCAGUUAUCAUUAGAUUGUAAAGCAAUCAGCUGGCGAUCAUGUUUUCAUGUAAUAUUUAAUGUUCCAAAUAAAUCAUUUUCCUGUUCUA
This is a messenger RNA of Urocitellus parryii (Arctic ground squirrel), 1634 nucleotides long. RefSeq names its product methylthioadenosine phosphorylase (gene Mtap). Gene Ontology annotation, biological process: nucleoside metabolic process. Gene Ontology annotation, molecular function: S-methyl-5-thioadenosine phosphorylase activity. The record is from RefSeq and is a predicted model, not a curated record. NCBI's taxonomy places the organism in Eukaryota, Metazoa, Chordata, Mammalia, Rodentia, Sciuridae. Gene Ontology annotation, cellular component: cytosol.